This is a messenger RNA of Prunus dulcis (almond), 403 nucleotides long. Its product is annotated as defensin-like protein 19. Lineage: Eukaryota; Viridiplantae; Streptophyta; Magnoliopsida; Rosales; Rosaceae. The record is from RefSeq and is a predicted model, not a curated record. The transcript has a single exon. Gene Ontology annotation, biological process: defense response. Bases 239 to 403 code for a protein of 54 amino acids.
AAUGGCUAAGCUACUCAGUCAUCCACUGUUUUAUCCCAUCCUCUUUCUCUUCCUCUUUAUCUUUCUUGCAUCAACCGGUAUGCCGUAAUCAUCUUAUUCCAAAAAAAUUAUCCGUGCAUAUAUUAUUCCUUUCUUUCGUCAACUCGUGUCUGUUUUGGGGUGUGGGUGUGAUUUGAUUCAUGCUCAAAUUCUUACAAUGUUAGCAUUUGUUUAUGACUCGUGAGAUGCAGAAGUAGCAAUGGUGGAAGCAAGAAUCUGUCAAAGGCGUAGUAAAACAUGGUCAGGGUUUUGUGGGAACACUGGAAACUGCAACCGUCAAUGCAGGAACUGGGAAGGUGCUUUGCGUGGAGCUUGCCACGCUCAAUCCCCAGGGUUUGCAUGCUUCUGCUACUUUAGAUGUUGA